AUGAGUUCCAGUGUCUUGGAACCUCCAGCACCUUCAGCCGCGCUGACAGAACACCUACCAACGCCCACAAGCGAUACCUCGAGUUUGAAGCUGUGGCUUUCGGAUCUCAACUGCCAACAAUAUGUUCAAAACUUCGUAGACGCUGGCGUAACUUUCGACCUUUUGAGUGAACUAGACACGGCAGCUCUCCGUGAGCUUGGAGUUACUCGUGUUGGCGAUCGUAUACGCCUAGAAAAUGCCAUAGGAGCGCUCAAAUUGGAAAAAUUAAAGAAUAUCAUCUCGGUGGAAAACUUGUAUAAAACCCUAGAAUUGCAGUUGCUGGCUCCAGGGUCGGCUGGAGGACUCAGAGACGACCGAUCUCAAGAGUCUUCGGUAAUGUUCUACUCUGGGUCUACGGGAGGCUCUUCAACGUCGUUUUUACAGCCCAAUUCGUCGCUAGCAACAGGGUCUGCGACUUCAAAAGAUGGUAAAGAUACGAAGACGGUGUCGUUUAUUCUAUCCGACGGGUCUGUGAAAAGAGUCAACGUGUCGGGAUGCUUCAAUGCCCAGAGUAUCAAGAGAAAAGUGCUCAAAAGACUCGGGGUUCGACAGCAAGACGACCCUUACGCAACAUACAUCCACACUUCUUCGUCAGAAAAUACCCUUAGUCUCUUGUACGACGUCGAGUUGGUGACCAUCUGCUACUCCCCUGACCGUCUUGAGAAAAACAGACUCAUACUCUGUCCUCAGGGCGAAGCUCCAACACCCGCUGCUAUCGAGACGUCCAAGAAAAUUAUGCUCAAAUUUGAAAGACACAACCGGAUCAAAAGUCACGACGACUUGAGCCAGUAUCAUAUUCCAGCACAACCCAAGCCCCAGGCGCCUACCAUGCGUAACUUUUUCGGACAAAGACCUCCAAGUGAGUUGAUUUCGCUGAACUUGGCAGAGUUUUUCCCAGAAGCUCAGCAGAAGGAUUUGGAAGCUACAGUUCGGAACUCUGUGCGCUACAGUGUUAACCUUUCGAAGCGCUUUACGUUGGCAUCGGUCGCUGGUAGCGGUAGCUCUGUAAUGGGGUCUCGGAAUAGUCGAAUGAGUGCGCUUCGGACGCCGUCCUUUUCCUCUGGCGACCAAUCUGUCAGACGAAAAGCCAGAACAAUUGGCGAUAUGAUGGUGAACAACGUUAAUGCCAUUGACGACGCCAAGGCAUUGAACGAUAACCAGUCUAUCUUCAGCAAGAGCUCGGCGGGCCAAGACCAGCGGUCGGUAGUGUCUUCAGUUCGAACCAACAAACCUACCAUUUCGGCCAGUUUUGCCGAUUCUAAUGAGAACGAUAAUCGGUAUUCGAGAAUAGAACUCUUGAGUAUAGACUCAGACGACGAGGACGAUGACAUAUAUGGCCAGUAUUCGUCAUUUGCAGACAGCGAAACCGUGGACAAUAUGGAUCUAUUUGAAGAAGAUGGACCUAAAAAUUGGCUUCAAGGUGCAAGGAUCGGAGCCGGUAGUUUUGGUACCGUAUUUUUGGGAAUGAAUACGAUGACGGGAGAGCUUAUGGCUGUUAAGCAAGUGUCUCUUCCUGACAAAACGAAAAAUAGCAGUGUUGAAAAACUGCAGCAGAGUUUAAUCGAAGCUUUGCAACAUGAAAUGAGUUUGUUGAAAGUAUUAAAUCACGAAAACAUCGUGCGAUACUUGGGUUCGUCUACGGAUGAAAACUACUUGAACAUUUUUUUGGAAUACGUUCCAGGUGGAUCUGUUCAAUCUAUGCUAAACUCGUAUGGACCAUUUGAGGAACCUUUGAUUCGCAAUUUUAUACGCCAGAUCUUGAUUGGCUUGAGCUAUUUACAUGGCGAGGACAUUAUACACAGAGACAUCAAGGGUGCUAACAUCUUGAUAGACAUUAAAGGAACCGUCAAAAUUAGUGAUUUUGGAAUUUCAAAGAAAGAAAGUUCCAACGAGCUGGAGUCGCAGACACAACUGCGCAGCAGAAGAAGAGCAUCGCUACAAGGCUCGGUGUUCUGGAUGGCACCGGAGGUGGUCAAGCAGACAGCAUACACCAAGAAAGCCGAUAUUUGGUCGGUAGGUUGCUUAAUUGUAGAAAUGUUCACCGGAAAGCACCCAUUUCCCGACUUGAGCCAAAUGCAGGCAAUCUUCAAAAUUGGCACCCACAUAAAACCACAAAUACCCGAGUGGUGCACGGCAGAAGCCAAAGACUUUCUAACCAAGACGUUUGAAACCGACCACUCGCUUCGGCCCGACGCCGUUGAUCUUCUUGAAGAUGUGUUUCUAAGUCCAUUGAUCUUGUCCAAGAAGUAG
Molecule: messenger RNA, 2289 nt
Organism: Meyerozyma guilliermondii ATCC 6260
Lineage: Eukaryota; Fungi; Ascomycota; Pichiomycetes; Serinales; Debaryomycetaceae
Gene: STE11
Product: mitogen-activated protein kinase kinase kinase
Exons: 1
Coding region: 1-2289 (762 amino acids)
Biological process (GO): protein phosphorylation
Molecular function (GO): ATP binding; protein kinase activity; protein binding
Source: RefSeq, a predicted model, not a curated record